This is a messenger RNA of Mesorhabditis spiculigera, 573 nucleotides long. The record is from the annotation of a GenBank genome assembly. Lineage: Eukaryota; Metazoa; Nematoda; Chromadorea; Rhabditida; Rhabditidae.
AUGCAGAAAAUAUUGGCGUUGUUUAUUUUAGUGGUAACUUUCCUGGAAGGGACAGCCCAAAGCCCGGAAAAUGUCAGCAGAUUGGACCCGGACUCGGUGCCAUCAAAUCAAACAGUCCAUCAUCCUCCCGGCUGGAUACCGUAUAUCAAUUGGUCUACUGAAGAAUUGAGGAGAUUAUUCGAAAGUUUGGAUAGUGAUGGAGACCACGAAAUUGAUGCUUUUGAGGCUUCGAAGGAGCUCGGAAAACGCGCUCUGAUGAUGAAUGCUGAAGAUAUUUGGACCCAACAAUUUCUGCCAACCGAUGCCGUCCAGCCUCGCGCUAUAAUGCUGAAAGCACUGCUAAUAUUCUACGCUGUAGUCGCCCUGUUGAUAAAAGCAGAAACGCUACGCGUGCAAUUCGAAGAAUUCGACGCAAACCGUGACGGCUUCAUCACCGUUGGUGAAAUGCAGCAGGGUAUGAAAAAGCGCGGUGAUAGCGGCGGAAUUGGGUUUUGGUAUACCAUGCUGGCGGUGGCCGAUACGCACGUUCCGGAUGGAAGGCUUGAUUGGGACGAGUACCAGAAAUUGGGGCCC